GUCUUCUUUUUCACACCUCUCUCUCUCUGUCUCUCUCUGUCUCAUCAGUGUCUCAUUCUGGUUCUCGUUCCUAGUCUUUCUAGUUGCAGCCAUAGAAAGAAUCUAGGGUUUCGCUUUCUCACCCUAUUUCUUACCCCAACGUCUACUUCCACUUUUGUUGUCUUUUGUUUCUUUUGAUUUCAUUCCCCCCCCCCCCCCCCCCCCCACCCCCUCCUCUUUAAACCGUAACGACCUAGCUAUUUAACUUCAAAGCUUAAAACUUCUUAUGGGUUUCUCUUUUCUAAGUUUUCCUGAUCGAUUUAGUUAAAUUUGAUCCAUGUCUGAAAAUUUGCAGAGGAAGUUCAAAGAUUUAGGAUUUUUUUUUUUUUGAAACUUUUAUUUUUGGUCUAUUGUAAUGGGUUUUUUAGGAUCUGUUUCAUGGGUAGUAUUUGUAUUUUAGAGUUCUAUGAUGAUUUCUCAUCUGGGUUUCUAGGGUAUUGGGGGAAUUAGGGUUUGGUCCUUGGAUCAAGGAGACAUGGAGGAGGUUGAAGAAGCUAACAAAGCUGCCGUGGAGACCUGCCAUAGGUUCCUUGGCCUCCUAUCUCAAUCCAAGGAUCAGGUUCAGGACAAGAGUUUAAUGGUGGAAGCUGGAGAUGCUGUGUUCAAGUUCAAGAGAGUUAUGUCUCUCCUGGGUCCUGGUUUGGGUCAUGCAAGAGUUAGAAAACUGAAGAAAUUUCAAUCCCCUGUUCCCCAAAGCGUCUUCCUCGACAACCCAAUUUCUAAAGUUGACUCUUCAACCAGUCCUGCCCAGCUUAUCCAAGUCACUAAUCUUCUCGAUAACCCACACCAGGGAACGGAAACAGCUAAGAAUUCUGGUCUGCAAUUUACCCAGAAAAUGUUUCUUGAGAACCGAGCACUGGAAAUGGCUUCCGCUGCUAAGAAUCCACUCCAACUUGCGCAACAAACGCCAACGACUCAGUACCAAUUCCUCCAAAAUCAGCAACAGAAUCAGCAACAACAAAGGUUCUACCUUCAGCAGCAGCAGCAACAGCAACAGCAACAGAUGAAAUUCCAAGCUGAUAUGAUGUUCCGCAGGAGCAACAGCAGCGUAAACCUCAAGUUUGAUAACUCUAGCUGCACACCCACUAUGUCAUCCACCCGAUCUUUUAUCUCAUCUCUUAGCAUGGAUGGCAGUGUGGCUAACUUGGAUGGAAAGGCCUUCCAUUUAAUCGGUGCACCACAGUCAUCUGACCGGAACUCUCAACAGUCUACCAAGAAGAGGUGCUCUGGUAGGGGAGAAGAUGGGAGUGUCAAAUGUGGAAGUAGUGGCAGAUGCCAUUGCUCCAAGAGGAGGAAACUUAGGGUGAAGAGAUCCAUCAAGGUGCCUGCCAUCAGUAACAAGCUUGCAGAUAUCCCUCCUGAUGAGUAUUCUUGGAGGAAGUAUGGACAGAAGCCAAUUAAGGGUUCUCCACACCCUAGUUUUAAUGCAGGGGAUACUACAAAUGUAGCAGCAUGAGAGGUUGUCCUGCAAGGAAGCAUGUUGAGAGGUGCCUAGAGGAUCCUUCAAUGCUUAUUGUUACUUACGAGGGUGAGCAUAAUCACUCCAGGUUGCUGUCCCAAUCUGCUCAUACAUAGACUUCAUGGAAAGCUUCAUUGAGAUCACUUUAAAAGCCCCAAGGCUCAUGUUCGUCUACACCAAUCGGUUGAGUUGCUUCUGUACAUAAUGUGUAUGGUUCAAUCUUGAGAUUACAGAUGAUGGGCAUUUUACUGGCAUUGAGAGGAGGCCUUCUAGCUCUUUUGACCUUCUUGGGGGAGGCAGGUAUAUUAAAUCAUAGAGCCAGAAAAAACAUCUAGAAUGCAAAAGGGGUUGGAAAUUGUAAGAUUAUAACUCUUCUUCUGUGACAACCUAAGAUCUUUUUCUCACAGUAGGGGUUUUCUGAAUGAAUGCAAUCCCUUUGGCAUGCUUUUUAA
Molecule: messenger RNA, 1950 nt
Organism: Macadamia integrifolia
Lineage: Eukaryota; Viridiplantae; Streptophyta; Magnoliopsida; Proteales; Proteaceae
Product: probable WRKY transcription factor 21
Exons: 3
Coding region: 515-1495 (326 amino acids)
Biological process (GO): regulation of DNA-templated transcription
Molecular function (GO): DNA-binding transcription factor activity; sequence-specific DNA binding
Source: RefSeq, a predicted model, not a curated record